Corticium candelabrum is the source of this 3421-nucleotide messenger RNA. RefSeq names its product allene oxide synthase-lipoxygenase protein-like. Gene Ontology annotation, biological process: lipid oxidation. Gene Ontology annotation, molecular function: metal ion binding; heme binding; oxidoreductase activity, acting on single donors with incorporation of molecular oxygen, incorporation of two atoms of oxygen. The coding region runs from base 43 to 3207 and encodes 1054 amino acids. Lineage: Eukaryota; Metazoa; Porifera; Homoscleromorpha; Homosclerophorida; Plakinidae. The transcript has 12 exons. The record is from RefSeq and is a predicted model, not a curated record.
CAUUAGUUUCUCCGUGGCAAUCUAUUAUCUGUGGACUCGACAAUGGCUUGUGCUUUACCUCCUGGACAAUGGUACAACAAAGCUUCUGAAGAACUGGAGAAGAUGGUGGGACAAAACGAAGCAAAACGUCUUAGAGAAAAUGAAUUUCCUAAUCUCCCCUGCGCUAUGUUCUUGGCCAACCAGGAGCACUUGAAAUUGAAAGCCAAUGCAAUCUGGACAAAAUAUUAUGAAGCAUCUCUCAAGUGCGGCCGAAGGUCUACAAACAUGGUUGGUGUGGGAGGUUUUGGAACACUGACUGUUGCACGAAAUGGUCAGUUUCCACCCAACGAAAUCUUUAACCCUGGAAGUGUAUAUCCACUUCGACUACGUCACUCCAACGCUCUUGGGACUGAUGACCGAGCUAUGGACAUUCUUGGUGUCGCAAUCAAACUGGCUGAUGUUGAUGAGGGUGGACCACUGGAUUUGCCCUUCUUCUCUGGAGAGGGUCUGCUCUAUUGUAAUGGCCCCGCUCUUGAUGAUUUAGUCCAGGGUCCUCUCAGUGGAGAUCUUGAGAAGUACAAAGCUUACUUGAAGAAGAAUGGUAGCUACUAUCGAAAUCUUGUCAACAUGAUGCGUCGUGGUCCGAGCUCCUACGAUCAAGUCCACUACUAUGCUCAAAUGACCUACAAAUACUGUGGUCUAGAUGGCAUCCAACGUCAUUGCCGCUACCGUAUUGUACCCGCUAAUGAUGGUCCUGAAAGUGGACUCCUUGAUGACGAAGAUCAAAAAUUUCCCUGGAAUGGAGGACCUCGUCCUACCGAUACUCGCUCUCCAAACUACUUGAAACAGGAAUUUGCUUCUCGUUUGGAGAAGGAAACAAUUGAGUAUCGGUUGCAGAUACAAAUUCGCAACCGUGAAAGCAGUGAUGACAAAGAAGUUUACAACCCAUCUCUACCUUGGGAUCGAACAAUUUUUCCCUGGGUAGAUCUCGCGCACAUCACGCUAACUCAACCUCUUCAUCCGGCAGUCACCGAACGCACUCGUUUCAAUUUCAUGAAUCAGCCCGCUUCCCUACACGUCGAAGAUGAAGCAGAUUCAGUUUAUGAUUAUCGAUCAAUUGCUCAUCUCAGGGAAGCCGCAACAUCGGGAAGCUUUGAAGGCCGCAAACGAUUCCGUGAAAUUGUCAACAGCAACUAUACUACACCAACUACAGUAGACGGAGUAGAAGCAAUUGCAGACACGUGUUACUCAGUCAACGUCAAGGGAGUGAAACUUUCUGGCUCUUCGGUAGGAGCGACUGCUUAUUGUGUAAUUGUUGGCGAUAAGAAGAGAACAGAUUCUAUCGAUCUGAUCGGAGUGAUUGGGUCAGGAUGUGGAGGGGAGACUAUUGGCACGUCCUGUGAAAUUGGCAACGUUAUUGCCAUCAAAAUCUCCUACACUUCUCACGAAAAUGCUGCAUGCUACAUUGAAAAGGUGAUCGUCGAAAAAGACGGAGAUACAUUCGAAUUUCCUUGCUACCAGUGGAUUCAGGGAGAAACCACAAUCAAGACUGGACGAGCAACCUUUGCUCAGCAAGACAAUGGCCAAGUUAGAGCAUCACGUACUGUCGAGUUGCACAAAUGGCGUAGCUUGCUAAGCUGGAAGAAGGUGCCAACACAGCCAUCAACCGUCAACAUAGAUCAGAUCGGUCAACUUCCUAUCCAACUUCAACUGAGUGAGAAACAGCACCGUCUCAUGUCUGACCCUCUCAAGGCAGGCAGUGACUGUCUCAUGCUGCAUCCGUUCUUGGGAGUGAACAAGACAGCUAGCAAACUAACUGACUACAGGCAGUUGUUGCGUGUACAGAUCAACGGUGGGCCGAUUGUUGCUGAUGUUUGGCAAGAUGAUCAUGAAUUUGGCCGACAAUUUUUGCAAGGCAUUAACCCAUUGCUCGUCAAACGUGUGGGAACACAAGGAUUGCCAGAAAUGUUUUCGGUCACUGACUUUACUGUCCGAGGAUCACUAGGACGAGGAGUAACUUUACAACAAGAGAUUCAGGCUGGUCAUGUUUACAUGGUUGACUACACUGUACUAGAUGGUAUUACUACUCAGCUCAGGACCUACACAGCUCCAGCCAUGGGUCUGUUUCUAGUGACAGCGGCUGGAGAAUUUACUCCUAUAGCCAUUCAAUUGAGCCACGGACCAACUGCUGAUACACCUAUAUUCACUCCACAAGACAACUCAAAUGAUUGGCUCUAUGCAAAGAUUUUUCUUAAAAAUGCAGAUGUUCAAUAUCACCAAGUGAUUUCUCGUCUAUUCUUGACUCAUUUUGUCCUCGAACCAAUGGCAAUAUCAAUGUACCAUAACUUGGCUUCCUGUCAUCCUGUCUUCAAGCUGUUACAGCCGUGUAUUCGAACCACCGUCAGCGUGUGCAAACUGACUCGUGAACACCUCAUUGGCAAUAACGGACCGCUUGGCAAGCUGCUAUCCGUCGGUACAGAAGGAAUAGAUGAGCUACUGAAAAAGGCUUACAAACAAUUUGAUUUCCGUGACCUGGUGUUGCCCGUUGCUCUCACUCAGCGAGGAGUGAUUGAUACUCAAAAGCUACCCAACUACCACUAUCGAGACGAUGGUCUCAUGCUGUGGCACGCCACCAAGUCUUUUGUCGAGGAGAUCAUUUCUGUAUGUUACAAUUGUGAUGAUGACGUCAGGCGUGAUGAAGAGCUGCAAUCCUUUAUUGAAGAGCUCAACAACUCCGGUCUGCCUUUCGACUCCGGCAACGGCGAGAAAAAGCACGGCAUUCCUACCUUCAUUGGAGGUAUAAACGAGCUCGUCACCAUCGUGACGGCCAUCAUGUUUGCUGCUACCACGCAACAAGCCGCUCUCAACAACGGGCAAGUUGAUUACAUUGGCUUCUGUCCAAACGCGCCAAUGUCUCUACGCCGCCCACCUCCUAAAGAUAAAGGUCGCAUAGAUAUAAAAGCCAUUCUGUGCGCCUUGCCUGAUAUCAAUGCUGCAGCUACACAAGCAGCCAUCGCCUUUACAUUAAGUCAAAUUGGAAAAGACGAGGGCUGUCUUGGUCAGUAUCCCGAAGGAUACUUUGGCGAUGUUGCGUCCAAUCGCGCCGUCGUGAAUUUUCAGCGCCGACUGCGUGAUAUCGAGAGGCAAAUCAGGGAGAGAAACAAGACGGUGGAGGUUCCGUACACGUAUCUGUUGCCGAGCAAGAUUCCAAUGUGCAUGGCCAUGUAGUGGACCUGACAAUGGCUGCUGGUCGGCCGAUGGACCUAUGGCUUUAGUCUUGCUAAUUGUUCUGUUUGUGUUGAGAUGACAUUGCACACAGUAUUAUUCAUCAGGUAUUAGAAAAUUUCACAUUAAUGGUGAAUAUGCACUCUAUAAAAGCUACGACUGCAAACUGAGUGUCUGUACUCUACUGUAUAUAAUAGGUUCACGAGUAUACCUUUCA